Messenger RNA from Elgaria multicarinata webbii, 753 nucleotides. RefSeq names its product testis expressed 52 (gene TEX52). Bases 1 to 753 code for a protein of 250 amino acids. The transcript has 2 exons. The record is from RefSeq and is a predicted model, not a curated record. Lineage: Eukaryota; Metazoa; Chordata; Lepidosauria; Squamata; Anguidae.
AUGACUACAUGGAAGGAGAGGCACUUCCUAUGUAAGGACAAAUAUGUGUCAUGGCCAGGGUUUUCUCCAAGACCAUACCAUAAAUUGGCUCUUGAAAGACCACCACACACAGAUGCCAAAAUCAAAGUUAGCCAGAAAAUGCGUUGCCCAGUUGAAGAGGGUGCCCCUUGGCAUGUCUGGGCAUACCAUACAUGGCUAGAUGUAGGGCGGUUGCCGCCCAUCUAUGACCCAAGACCUGACAAGCCUUUUGACAGCAAAACAUGGCGAUGGAUUACGGCUGCCAAGAAACAUCCAAUGGCUGAGCCUCUAGUCCCACCUCCUUCACAAUUGGAUGGGAACACCUACAUUAAGUUUAUCGAAGGGGAAGGGUUGUUUGUGGACCAGAGACAUAAAGAAAGAGUUCUGAACCAAACACAGAAAGAAAUAACCUGGUGUGAACAACUCAAACUGCGGAGUGAGUGCCGAGAUCCUCCUCUAGAUAUUCAGGGAAAUAUUAUGCCUCCCAAAGCGUUCAAACGAUAUAAACAUCUACUUUCAAAGAAAAGUCCAGCUGGUGUUCAAUUGCAGCCUGUCACACCCCCUUCUAGAAGCUGCUGGAACUGCCGUUGUCCAAGUCUCCAACCCCAUUAUCAAGAGGCAGCUGUCAAGUUUGCCCUGAAGAACAGCAGUCCAAUCUACCAGGAGGUGGUGGAAAAAUACCAGGAACUGGCCCUGUCUGGGAGCAAAAUAAAGCCUUGUACACCUAUCAUCUAA